AUGCUGAUCGAGGUACAGGAGGGAUAUGGUCCACCAGCGGAGUAUUACCAGAACGGGCCGUAUAACGGCAUGCAGAAUGAGCAAGCCUUGUUCUCGCCACCGACACCGAGAUCCGCGAACGAUGAGGAUUCCGGACGUAGGACAACUCGUAGCGGACGAGCAACAACAUCGUCCAGUUCUCCACGCCUGAACGAGACCAGCCCUAGACGGAAAGCGACACCGAGAGUGAAGAAGCCGAAAGCACCGAAGAACGAGAAGCACAAAACGCCCAAGCUUACUGCGCCGUUGAGCAUACUGACGAAGGAGCUACAUCAUAUCCCGGUCAAGAAUAUGGAGGAAUGGGUGAACAGGCCAGCGGAUGUCAGGAGACGCGAAGUUGAGAAGAGGAAUGGAUACAUCACUCGUCCCAUGAACUCGUUCAUGCUGUACCGGUCGGCGUUUGCGGAAAGGGCCAAGUCAUGGUGUCUUCAAAACAAUCAUCAAGUCGUAUCGUCCGUGGCGGGGGAGAGCUGGCCGCUGGAACCGCCGGAGAUUCGCGAGCUAUACAACGAGUACGCAAAGAUCGAGAGGAUCAACCACCAAAACGCACACCCGACGUACAAGUUCUCGCCUAGCAAGACAGCAGCGCCGGCUCGUAAGCGAAGAAGCGAGUGGUCUGACGAAGAAGAACCUAGCGACCUUGACGAUGCCGAAUGGGCUCCCGGUGGUGGCAGGUCUCGUCCCCGACAGGCCAGGAGAAUCGAUCGAUCAUUCAGCUAUCCGUCAAAUGGUGUUGCUGUAGAGUACUUCGAUCAGUCGUUCGGACCAAAUGGUAAUGGUAUCAAUCGAUCGUCCUGGGAGAUGACAAACGAAGGGCGACCGAUGCCGAUGCCAAUAAGCCACAACGAGCUCUACAAUCAGUACUACCAGACUGCCGCCUACCCGAAUAUGCAGAUCAGUCCGACCUACGCAGACGACAUGCACAUGAGGAGGGUAGACACGCCAUCCUCUUCCAUGCAAUUCCACUCGAAUCCAUCGAUGCUGGGAUUGCCUGGAGGUAAUGCGAACGAUCUUCUGCAACAGCUGCACCCGAAUAUGAGUUCAUCAUUCGACGAGGGGCAGCUGGAUCCAUUGCUGUUGGCUUAUGACGGAGGAAGUCAUUCAGACAUCGACCCUUCAGCGUUGCAGAACGCUGUAUACCGGAACCCUCAUCCGGACAUGCAAGAAGAUAGGCUUGAGCAACACAACCUUGAUGGCUUGUUGGAUCUUCCGCAUGAUGAGUACCAAGCUUGGCAGUCAGACCCGACUAUGGUGUCGCUCGAACAAGAGUCGGAGUUUGAUAAGUGGAUGGGUGAGCAGUGA
Molecule: messenger RNA, 1341 nt
Organism: Alternaria conjuncta
Lineage: Eukaryota; Fungi; Ascomycota; Dothideomycetes; Pleosporales; Pleosporaceae
Exons: 2
Coding region: 1-1341 (446 amino acids)
Biological process (GO): regulation of transcription by RNA polymerase II
Cellular component (GO): nucleus
Molecular function (GO): DNA-binding transcription factor activity, RNA polymerase II-specific; RNA polymerase II cis-regulatory region sequence-specific DNA binding
Source: RefSeq, a predicted model, not a curated record